This is a messenger RNA of Theobroma umbraticum, 1029 nucleotides long. RefSeq lists its product as uncharacterized. The record is from RefSeq and is a predicted model, not a curated record. NCBI's taxonomy places the organism in Eukaryota, Viridiplantae, Streptophyta, Magnoliopsida, Malvales, Malvaceae. Gene Ontology annotation, molecular function: RNA polymerase II cis-regulatory region sequence-specific DNA binding; DNA-binding transcription factor activity, RNA polymerase II-specific; protein dimerization activity. Gene Ontology annotation, biological process: positive regulation of transcription by RNA polymerase II.
AUGACAAGAAAGAAAGUGAAGCUUGAAUGGAUAGCGAAUGACAAUGCUAGAAGACUUAGCCUCAAGAAAAGGAGGUUAGGAUUAUUAAAGAAAAUAAGUGAGCUAUCCACUCUAUGCGGUGUCAAUGCUUGUGCCAUCAUCUGUGGCCUAGACGAAAUCGAGCCAACGGUGUGGCCGUCACAUGACAUGGUACAACAACAACUUGCACAGUUCCAAAGCUUGUCAGAGUUAGAGCGACUCAAGAAAACGAUGAACCAAGAAACCUACCUCAAAGAGCAGGUUAAGAAGGCUAGAGAACAACAAAUGAAGUAUGAAAAGAGGAACAUGGAACUGGAGAUGGCCCAACUCAUGUAUCAAAUCAAUCAAGGCAAGGGGCUAGAUGAACUUAACCUUAGUGAGCUGAAUGGGUUGUCUUUGUUUGUAGAUGCGAAGAUAAAGGAGAUUAGCAAACGGAUUGAGUUUUUCCAGCAAGCUCCUUUUGCUCAUACAAGUGCCUUUCCUGAGCCACAUCUUUCUCUUUCGCCCCAGUGCCUUAUAUUAAAUGAAAUGGCUCAAACUAGCAAUGGUAAAACUAUCAAUGGCGAAGAUUGGAGCACUCCUACAGAGCCUUUGCUAUGGAGCCAAUGUUUCAUCAAUUCGAUGAACAAAAAUGAACCCAAACUUGCUAGUAAUAGAAGCACAAAGAGUGAUAUGGGCUUGCCAUAUCACCUACUAGCUGGGAGUGCUAUAGAUGAUCUAUGGCAACCAAUACACUCAUUGGCUAGCAACUUCAGUAUUGCAGCUGACAUGGGGUUGCCUCCUACAAAUUUUAUACCCCAUGGUGCAAGUGACGCAAGCCUUUGUCAUGGGAGCCUAGUCGGAGGUAGCAAUUUUGGCCCAAUUAGGACUGAUAUAGGGCUGGGACUGCACCCUUUAGGUGGACAUUUCAGAAGCAACACCGCCGGAAGUGAGAUAGGGCUGCCACAUCUUCGGCAUUCCGGUGGCAGCAGUAGUGGUGUUGGCAAGGAUAUCGAAUUGCCAUUUAAUUAG